UUUGAAGCAUAUAUUCACACUUACAUUCCAACACAAUAAUUUUCUUCACCAAGCAAUAGCAAUCAUAUAGCAUAACAUGGCUCAACUUCAAGAACACAACACCCCAUUAUCAAUCAAGCUAUUCGGAGCCACAAUAUCGCCCAAACAAAAAUCACAGACAAAGAUCGACCACGAUCACCAGAAACCCGAUCUGAAGCGGCCAGACAAGAUCAUCCCGUGCCCGAGGUGCAAGAGCAUGGAGACCAAAUUCUGCUACUUCAACAACUACAACGUCAACCAGCCGCGCCACUUCUGCAAGGCCUGCCACCGCUACUGGACCGCCGGCGGCGCCCUCCGCAAUGUGCCCGUCGGCGCCGGCCGCCGCAAGGCCAAGCCUCCGCCCUUUUCCCAAGGUUGCAUGUUAGAUCCCUCAUCGCCCGCGCGACCCACCAACUCGACUUCCACACCGUGGGGGACUGGCACGCCGGCGGAUUCCGGCAUCUAUUCCCCGGGAAGCGCCUCCAUUAGUCAAAGUAGUUGAUCAUGAUCUCUAUCUUUUUUUUAAUUUGUCAUGUAGUACAACAUAAUUGAUAAAUAAAUGUAGAUAAAUAUUUUAUUAACUAAUACAGCUUCAUUAAUUUCUGUAUUAAA
Molecule: messenger RNA, 630 nt
Organism: Salvia splendens (bonfire salvia)
Lineage: Eukaryota; Viridiplantae; Streptophyta; Magnoliopsida; Lamiales; Lamiaceae
Product: cyclic dof factor 4-like
Exons: 1
Coding region: 77-520 (147 amino acids)
Biological process (GO): regulation of DNA-templated transcription
Molecular function (GO): DNA binding; DNA-binding transcription factor activity
Source: RefSeq, a predicted model, not a curated record